CUUCUACAUAAACAAACUCGUUGUGCUCUUCUCAAAUCCAUAAUUCACACUCUCUUCUUCUACUUCUGAUCAUCAGAGAAAACGAAACCCAUUUCUCAAACUCCGAAAAUUUCCAAAAUAUCAUCAUGGGUUUCAUUUCUUCUUCAUCACCAGUAGAAGAAUCUCAUUACCAUACACACAAGAUCUUCCUUUUCUCCAACUACAUCCUUCUCGGCGCUGCUUCAAGCUGUAUCUUCCUCACACUCUCUCUCCGUCUAAUCCCUUCCAUCUGUGGAUUCCUCCUCAUCCUCCUCCACGCCACCACAAUCGCCGCCGCUGUCUCAGGCUGCGCCGCUGCUUCUUGCGGAAGAAACCGUUGGUACGCUGCUCACAUGGUAGCCACUGUGCUCACAGCCAUAUUCCAAGGCUCUGUCUCUGUUCUCAUCUUCACCAACACAUCAAAAUUCCUCGGGAGUCUUAAGUCCUAUGUGCGUGAGGAAGAUGCUGCUGUGAUCUUGAAACUUGGUGGUGGGCUCUGUAUUGUUAUCUUUUGUCUUGACUGGAUCGUUCUUGUGUGUGCUUUCUUCUUGAAGUACUAUGCUUAUGUCGAUGUUGGUGAUGGCGUUGCGAUGAGGAGGACUGGUAAGGUUCAGAGUGAGGAGAAUCCUAAGGAUUGGCCAUGGCCGUUCCAAGUUUAAAGCUAGUGUCUUUUUGUUUUGUGGUGAGAGUUGUUGAGUUGGAUCAAUAUCAAAUGUUGGUUUUAUGGAUCUGUUUCGGUGGGUAUUAUUGUGAUUUGUUCAUUUGUUUUUUGAGUGUUUGAUGUAAUUCGUCAAUGAUAUAUAUAGUCCUUUCCUAUGA
This is a messenger RNA of Arabidopsis lyrata subsp. lyrata, 837 nucleotides long. RefSeq lists its product as uncharacterized. The transcript has a single exon. Bases 126 to 677 code for a protein of 183 amino acids. The record is from RefSeq and is a predicted model, not a curated record. NCBI's taxonomy places the organism in Eukaryota, Viridiplantae, Streptophyta, Magnoliopsida, Brassicales, Brassicaceae.